Heterotrigona itama is the source of this 756-nucleotide messenger RNA. The record is from the annotation of a GenBank genome assembly. Lineage: Eukaryota; Metazoa; Arthropoda; Insecta; Hymenoptera; Apidae.
AUGGAUGCCGAGUCUCAUGAGAAAAUCCGACUGGUGGGGAUGCAGCAGCGCGACCGGCCGCAGUACAUUCCAGCUCGCAGUAUUGGUAGCGAGCAGAAGCGUAUCGGUGUUAGUGGAACUAUCGCCUCGCGAGCGCGCGCGUGUGCCUGUGCGCGUGGUGACGGUGGCCCGCGACGCUGGCGUGUGUUGGUACUUGACAAUGGUGGGGGCAAGUCCGGUGGCGGAUGGAGUGGGGCGCUGGCGCGACUGUCGUCUGGUGGGGAUGUCGUCUCCAGCCCCCGUGCCACUGGUAGGGAGGACAAAAGCGGCGGAGGGAGGGUAAAGCAGGCGACGCCGACGACCACGGUGACGACGACGACGACGACGACGACCGCCGCCACCGCGUCGAGAGUAGGAGGAGGCGGUGGCGGAGGUGGCGAUGCGAGUGGUAGUGGUGGGGCCGCGUUGAUCGGUGGGGGAAGUUACGGUGGGGACAGAAACGGUGGAAGUGGGGGCGGCGGCGGUGGUGGUGGCAGUGUUGGUGGUGGAGGCGAUGUCGCGGAGAAGGAGGAGAGGCCACCGGCUUCAGAGAGUGUCGAGCCGACGGCCGCGUUUGACGUAGCAUCCCUCGUACUCUACGGCUCGCGCGCACUACCGAUCCGCCUUAAGAUCUUGCUCGAUCAGUUGUUCAACCAGUUGCAGCACGCGCAAGUGACACGUUUACUAGCCGCUUUCGGCUGGACGUACGAGGAUUACACGCGGGGAUACAUACUGCAG